Messenger RNA from Drechmeria coniospora, 1716 nucleotides. RefSeq lists its product as uncharacterized. The record is from RefSeq and is a predicted model, not a curated record. The coding region runs from base 1 to 1716 and encodes 571 amino acids. The transcript is spliced from 3 exons. Lineage: Eukaryota; Fungi; Ascomycota; Sordariomycetes; Hypocreales; Ophiocordycipitaceae.
AUGGCGGACGCGGACGAACAGGCGCGCCAGGAGAAGCUCGCUGCUGCCAGAAAGCGCGUCGAGGAGCUGAAGAAGAAGAAGAUCAAGAAGACGGCGACGACCAAGACGGAGGAGGGAAAGGAAGGUGAAUCCAGCACAACAGGCGUGCCCGCGGCCCCGACGGUCGAUGCCGCGGCCGAGAGCGAAGCAAAGGCCGGCGACGACAAGGCGACGGACGCGCCGGUCGACGACAAGGUUGCGGAGGAGGAAAGCGCCCAAGCGGGCGAGGCGCCCUCCUCGGAAGCACCCACCCUCGCUCAGCAGUCCAAGCUGCGAUCGACGUCGUUUCGGUCCGGUGCAGGGCCCGCCUCGCCCGCGCCCUUCACCACCCUCGACGGCGACUCGGCGCCCGACAUUUACAGGAAGCAGGUUGCCAAGAUCGAGGAGCUCGAGAGGGAGAACAAGCGGCUCGUGAGGGAAUCGGCCGAUGCGGAGAAGCGAUGGAGCCGGGCCGAGGAGGAGCUGUCGGACCUGCGCGAGACGGACGGCAGCGGGCGGGCCAAGGCGGCCAACGACAUGCAAGAAGAGAAGCUGAACAGCGAGAUCGCCUCCCUGCAGCGGCAAAACGCCCAGCUCCAGCAGCAGAUCGCCCGCGGCAGCGCCGGUCACCGGGCGUCGGUGUCGAUGGCAUCGCCCCUGGCCGAGCUCCAGGCCGAGCUGAGCUCGAGGACGGCGACGAUCGAGUCGAUGGAGAUUGAGAUUUCCAAGCUCAAGGCUAAAGUCGAGCGACAGGCGACGGGCGCCUCGUCGGAGAGGGAGCAGGUCGCCGCCCUCGAGGAGAAGCUCGGCCGGGCCGAGGCGGCGGCCGGAAAAGCGCAGCGGGAGCUGCAGGACGUGAAGCGAAACCUCGAGCGGACGGCGGAGAAGGCGGUGCGGGAGGGCAGCGAGCGGUCCAGCGCCGAGACGAAAGUGAUGACGCUCGAGAAGGAGGCACAGGACCUCCGGGACGCCAAGGAGGAGCUCGAGAAGAAGUCGGACGGGCUCGAGCAGAAGGUGGCGACGCUGACGACGCUGCACAGGGAGCAAGAUUCGCGCUCGCAGGCGCUGCGGCAGGAGAAGGAGAGGGCGGAAAAGGAGCUGACGGAGCUGCGGACAAAGGUGGAGAGGCUCGAGAGCGAAGCCGUGAAGCUGCGAACGCGCAAGCCGGCCGAGAGCGGCGGCGACCUCGACGACGAGGGCAUCGACGAGCUCGAGAACGAAGAGAGGUUGCGGCUCGAGAAGAAGAUCCGGACGCUCGAGAGCGAGAACCACGAGCUUCGCAGCGGCGCCUGGAUCGAGCGCCGUCGCGAGAUGGAAACGCUCAACCCGGCCUUCCAGGACAUCGACCUCUCGGGCGGCGGCAGCAUGCUGCACCCGAUGGCGCACAAGAAGCACUCGGCCGGCGGCAUCGGCGAUUUCCUGACGAGCGGCCUCAACGCCCUCGCCGGCACCGGCGCUGGCGGCAGUGGUGGCGGCGCCGGCGCUGGAGGUGGGGAGGACGAGGGCUUCAUGGACGACGCCUUCAUGGACUUUGACGAGGACGCGUUCCGCAAAGCGCAGCAGGAGGAGGCCUCGAGGCGCAUCGAGAGGAUCAAGGAGAUCAAGCGGUCGCUGAAGCAGUGGGAGGGCUGGAGGCUCGACCUCGUCGACAUGCGACGAGGCGGAGGGGAGGGCAUGGGCGACAUAUUCGAUGUCUAA